AUGGGACAUUACGCUCUGGACCCAAGUACUGUACCGCCUGAUAUAGUCGAACGACAGACAGUCUGUUUCUCAAGUCCUCAGCCAGGCAUGGUCGUGCAGCACGGCGAGGCCGGGUUCAAGAAUGAGUUAUUACGACUUUACUCCGCAGCCGAGAGCAACGCCGCCGAAGAGCUCGUCAAGCUCAAGGAUGCCCUAAGGAAAUCCGACUCGGAGUCCUUCUGGCCGCUACUUACCGAAGGAUUAGCUACCAUUGCCGAUGCUCAAUAUGCUUUCGUUUCAAAGAGGAUCCUCGCCGAUGACGAUGACCUCGCCGUGGAGAUGCCACCUAUUGGAGAACCAGGAUCUUGUUUGAUGGGAGCCGCUUUCUAUUUGAACGAUGGACAUGGAGUCAAGCAACAACUAAACAACUUCAAAUAUCACGCCUACUCGUGUCCUUGUGCGUACAUGCGUCACGACAAAAUCUUUAUCAUUCCAGAUAGACUGAAUGAUUUCAUCGUCAAUAACCCAAAUCCACUUGUUGUUCCUGGAGAGGCGUACCUAGGAAUUCCUCUUUUCGCUGACGGCAAAUGCUUUGCUCACUUUGGGGUCAUGUGGAGUGAAGAGGGAGCUUCCAGGCGUGCUUUGGGCUGGGGAUAUCUGGAGCUACUAUUUCACAGUUUGGAAGAUCUCAUUUUGGAACGUGUUCUGGAGGGAAAGAACUUUGCGCAUUCAGCCGAGCCAUGCCAGGAGGGGCGUCCGUUGAUCAUCCCACACGAAUCGGUAUCUGUAGCGCAGUCUUUGAAACCUUACGCUCGAAGCCUGUCCCACGAACUUAGGACCCCAAUGCAGGGAGUCGUCGGUAUGUUGGACGUCAUCAUGGCGACUGUCAAAGAAGCUGCCGAAGCACCAGAAGACUUUGACGUACGUGAUCUCCUCGAAACUUUGAAGGGAAAUAUCGAGGUUGUUCAAGACUCAUCACGUCGUGCGGUCGAGGCUGCAGACAACAUUGUGCAUGCUUAUGACAUGAAUAUGGGUGUUCCUGAGACACCUCUAACACCACUUGAUAAGAUCUUACAUGACGACACAAGCGCGCGCGAAAGACAUCCCGACAUAUUAGUGGCAGGAAACAACAUUUCGAUGAAGCAAUUUCGAGGUACUAAACGAAAGAGGAGUGAAUCGGCAAGCAGAAGCGAAAGAAUGCUGGAAGCUCGAGCUAGGGUAUCCCGAGCACCCCGUCAACGGCCUCGAUACAGCAACACGGUAGACCCGUCCUCAUCAUGUAAGCCGAUACCUGACUCGACAAUGAAUGCGGCAUCCAAUAUGAUUAUGGAAGAUGAUGAGACUUGUUUGCACGACCUGGAACCAAGCUGCGAUUUUCCCAUGUCUCCCAUGUUUGCCUCGGAACAAUCCACCGCCCCAGGGUUGAGAAACACGGAUUUGAGAGAGGUUGUACAGUACGUCUUCAACGAUGCUCUGAAGGUGGGCGGACGACCCGACUCCGCCAUAGCUCACCAAAUGGAUUUCGGAGAAGAGAUUGAAGUCCAGACGAGGAGUUCCAACGGCCAGAUUAGCACGAAGCGCAUCGAAUGGAUGGUAUCUCCGGACGUUCCCAAAACUAUUCAGAUCGAUGAGAAGGAUCUGGCCAAGAUGAUAUCUUGUGUCGUACUCAAUGCCAUCAAAUUCACUGAUAACGGUACUAUUCAGCUCAAUGCAGCUUUAAGUGCCCAAAACCGUUACAUUGUAAUCACUGUCAAAGACACGGGUGCUGGGAUACCUGCAGCCUUCCUACCUAGCCUGUUCAAGCCCUUCGCCAGAGAGGAUAACUCUACUACCAGAGAGAGUGAGGGACUGGGUCUCGGAUUACUAGUCGCAAAGGGCCUUGCUAGAAAAUUGGGCGGCGAUCUCCUCUGCGUGCAAUCGCACGUCUCGGGACCACAGAAAGGGUCUGAGUUCGAAAUGCGCGUUCCCCUCACACCUGGAGAUGUCUGUAGCCGCUCUACCUCCCCGUUCGGAUCUCGUUCUCCUUCGAUGAAGGAUCGUAUGUCCGUGGAAGCAGAUGAGGCAGCCUUCUCAAAUUCUCAACAGGUCACCACCCCUCCACUGUCGAGCGAUUCCUCAUCUGAAACACAAGGAAGUACAGACAAGAGGGGCUCGAUCGCGUCGUCAUUGCCAGAGGUCUACAAGACAGCCCCUUCGCUACAGCAUCUCGGGUUGCCUUCUCCGCGACGCACCGAAUCGCCAGCCUGGACACGGAGUAGAUCGAAGAGCCGCACCAUCUCCGACAGCAGCGCGUUCGACCAUGCUCUAGCCAGCCGUUAUCCCUUGAACAUUUUGGUAGUGGAAGACAACAAAAUCAACAGGAAGCUCCUCAUCACCAUGCUCCGCAAAUUGGGAUACACCAACGUCUCCGAGGCAUUCGACGGCAACGACGCGGUCGAUCAGAUGAGGAGAAAACACGAGAACGGGGAAAGGGUUGAUGUGAUUUUGAUGGAUCUCUGGAUGCCUUUAUUGGACGGUUUCCAGGCCUCAGACGCCAUCAUGCGCAUGAAACUUCCGUCGCCCCCUACGAUCCUCGCGGUCAGUGCCGACAUUACCGAGGCCGCCCUCGAGCGUGCGGCCAAAGUUGGCAUGAAAGGAUUCAUGACGAAGCCCUUCCAGAUCCGCGAUCUGGAAAAGCUGAUCACCCAGUACUGUGACACACAGUAG
Molecule: messenger RNA, 2685 nt
Organism: Aaosphaeria arxii CBS 175.79
Lineage: Eukaryota; Fungi; Ascomycota; Dothideomycetes; Pleosporales
Product: sensor protein rcsC
Exons: 2
Coding region: 1-2685 (894 amino acids)
Biological process (GO): phosphorelay signal transduction system; protein autophosphorylation
Molecular function (GO): histidine phosphotransfer kinase activity; phosphorelay sensor kinase activity
Source: RefSeq, a predicted model, not a curated record